AUGUUAAAACUGUUGAUGUUACUCACCUGUAGAGAUCGGAAAGAAAGAAAAUUAUACACAGACGAUUGGAUGCUGGGUGAAGAAGAUGACAUAGAGGGUAGGAGAUCGUUUCGCCUUGAAGAUAAAAUGGAGACUGAUAAAUUUACGACGACGUGUUUCGUAAAGGAAAUGAAUGGAGCCGAUUUAACGUUGGCUUAUUUACAAAAACACGGUUUUAACACGCCGAUGCUUUUCCGGGAGAAAACUGGAUUGGGAAUACGAGUACCCACACAAGAAUUUACCGUGACACACGUCAAAAUGUGCGUGGGUUCGAGAAGAAUAUUAGACGUCAUGGAUGUAAACACUCAAAAAAAUCAAGAGAUGACAAUGAAAGAAUGGUGUCGGUAUUACAAUGAUCCCAACAAGGACAGGUUACUCAAUGUUAUAUCCCUCGAGUUUAGUCAUACGAAAUUAGAAAAUUACGUUCAAAGUCCGACGAUAGUUCGGCUGUUGGAUUGGGUCGAUUGCGUAUGGCCAGCUCAUUUAAAAGAAGCCCAAACGGAAGCAACAAACGCCAUAGAUGACAUGAUGUACCCGAAAGUGCAAAAAUACUGUUUAAUGUCGGUCAAAGGAUGCUACACGGAUUUUCAUAUAGAUUUUGGGGGAACGAGCGUUUGGUAUCACAUUCUCAAGGGUAGUAAGAUUUUUUGGUUAAUACCGCCCACGGAACGAAACGUGGCUUUGUACGAACAAUGGGUACUCUCGGGAAAGCAGGGAGAUAUAUUUUUCGCCGAUAACGUGGAAAAAUGUCAAAGGGUGACUUUGACCGCGGGUAACACAUUUUUCAUACCCACGGGUUGGAUACAUGCAGUGUACACGCCGAUGGAUUCGUUGGUGUUCGGUGGUAAUUUUUUACACUCCUUCGGAAUCGAAAGGCAACUUAAAAUUGCUCAGGUUGAAGAUACCACUCACGUACCUCAAAAAUUUCGGUAUCCUUUUUUUACGGAAAUGUUGUGGUACGUACUAGAAAAAUAUGUACAUUGCCUUCUCGGUCAAUCUCAUUUGGACGACGUACCUCCUAGUUCUAACCCGCCUUCCGGACCGCCUCCUAAACAUGUUCACCUAACACCUCAGGAACUUCACGGUUUAAAAGCCAUUGUCAUGUACCUUCAUUCCUUACCUACAAAUAGAAAAAAUGUACCGGAAUUAAUAAAAGAUCCGAUAGCUUUGGUUAAGGACGUGAGAACGGUUGUCGAGCAACACAGGCACGAUAAUCCAGAAUUGGCUGUAACCGGGAAAAGUGUCCUUAGAACGGGAAUGGAGGAUGGAAGAAUAAGAAAGGGUAGAAUUCCACUGAUGAAAAAUGCGGAAAAUCGUACUCCAAAACUACACAAAAUGGCUCAUCGAUCGCCAGCAGCAAAAGGAAGCGGACCAAGACGACGGAGGACGCGAUGUAAAAAAUGCGAAGCUUGUCAAAGAAACGAUUGCGGAGAAUGUAGUUUCUGUUUGGACAUGGUCAAAUUCGGAGGACCAGGUAGAGCCAAACAAACUUGUGUCAUGAGACAGUGUCUUCAGCCCAUGUUGCCAGUUACUGCGGCUUGUCUGACGUGUGGUUUGGAUGGUUGGGGACAACAACCUGUCAUUCCCAUACAAAAAAUACCUCGCGACACACCUAGCACUCUCAUGGAAUGUAGUGUGUGUUACGAGAUAGCUCAUCCGGAAUGUUACACCAAAAGUUUUCCAGGACUCGAGGGAGUCGUCAAUGAAGAUUUACCAAAUAGUUGGGAAUGUCCGAAAUGUUGUAAGGACGGGAAAAAUGUUGAAUAUAAACCUCGGCAUUUUAGAGCGAGGCAAAGAUCAACAGAUAUUAGAAGAAUGUCAGUCAGUAGCGAUGCUAUGGAUAAUAAAGAUAAUAUUAAAACAGAACCAAUGGAGGAUAGCGAAAGUCGAGAUAGCGAAGGUUUUAGUCGACCUGCAACUCCUGCACAAUUGAGCGAACUCCCAAAAAGGCCUAAAUUGGAACCCAAAGAAGACAGAUCAUCUCCCACGGAUAAAUCGAGCUUUUUUUUCGACGGUUUACGAGGACCCUCAGCCGCAUCCACGCCCAUUAAACACAGUAGAAGUUCGGAAGACGUGUCGAGUUCGAAUAAUUCAUCGUCCGGACCCCCGACAACGGAACCUCGCAAAUCGGCCUUAAGAACUCAGCUGGCUCAACAACUCACCGGAAACAGUAACAAAGUGUUAAAGAGACCCGUUUACGUCGUGAGACCAGCAACCGGAGUCCGGCAAAACCUCGUCGUCAAAGAUAACAAUUUGGCUCUCGAAAGGAGUUGCAUAGUUCCCGUGUUUCGUUAUUUGACUCCGAUGGAACUCGUCGAAUGUUCUCUCGUUUGCCGUGCCUGGGCCAGGUACAGUUUGGAACCGAGCCUGUGGCGUAAAAUGGAUUUAUCUCACAAGAGGCUGACGGCGAGUCAUUUGGCGGGCAUCGCAAGGCGUCAACCCGAAGCUCUCAUAUUAGAUUGGACUAACAUUGCGAAAAAACAAUUGGGAUGGUUAAUCGGUCGUUUACCUCAACUAAGAGAAUUAUCAAUACAGGGAUGUUCGUGGGCGGGAGUUUCGGCUUUGAGAACGUGCGUUUGCCCACCCUUACACUCGUUAGAUUUGUCUUUCGUGAGCGGAAUGAACGAUUCGUCACUACGGGACAUAUUGUCUCCUCCGCCGGAUUCCAGGCCCGGUUUAUUAGAAACUAAAUCAAGGUUGAGGCAUUUGAGGUGUUUGAAAAUAGCCGGGUGCGACAUAUCGGACGUGAGUUUGCGGUACAUCACUCAACACCUUCCCAAAUUGGCCGUUUUGGAUUUGUCGUCGUGCGGAAGGAUCACGGAUGCUGGAGUCGCUCAACUCUCGACAUCUCAAGCGACGACCAUAGACAUGUUGACGGACAUUGAUUUGUCCAAUUGUCGAUCGAUAACCGAAUUAAGUUUAGAUCAUUUACAAAAAUGCGUGAGGUUAUCCCGUAUAAAUUUAUCACACACUCCUCUCAUUUCGAACUUGUCCAUAUCGAAAUUCGUGUCGAAAAAUAAAAAUAAUUUGAGAGUGGUCGAAGGGAAAUUAAUAGAAAAAGUUUAA
Pediculus humanus corporis (human body louse) is the source of this 3105-nucleotide messenger RNA. RefSeq names its product JmjC domain-containing histone demethylation protein 1B, putative. The record is from RefSeq and is a predicted model, not a curated record. The transcript has 13 exons. Bases 1 to 3105 code for a protein of 1034 amino acids. Lineage: Eukaryota; Metazoa; Arthropoda; Insecta; Psocodea; Pediculidae. Gene Ontology annotation, biological process: protein demethylation; regulation of transcription by RNA polymerase II. Gene Ontology annotation, molecular function: zinc ion binding; protein binding; histone demethylase activity.